CCGCGGCUGACAGGCACUUCCGGCCAGGGCCUCCCUCCUCUUUCGGCUUAGCUGCCGCCUCCCAGCCGGCCGUUCGCGGCCCCACCGGCUUUACUCUGAAGCGUCUGCUGUUAGGCCAAGCCGCGGCCUCCGGCGGGCUGGGGAGAGUGCAGAGCCAUGCCUCGGGCUUGAUGCGCCGCCUUCUCUUCUCCACGUUUCGGUCCUGAGUCGUUAGCCCCCUUCCCUCCGCUCUCAGCAGUCGUCUUUCAGCUCUCCUCUUCGCGUUGAGGUUGACCACAGCCAACCCCUUCCAAUUCCAGAGAGCCUCCGUCGUCAUGUCCCAGCCGGGGAUACCGGCCUCCGGCGGAGUCCCAAGCGGGCUCCAGGCCCAGAACGGAGGCGCUGCGACCUCGGGGUCUCCUUACACCAAUGGUCCUGUCCAAAAUGCACUGAUGUCUUCACAAAUGUCAGUGAGCCAAGGAUAUAACUCCCAGCUUCCAGGAUCCUAUCCUCAUCUAAUACCAGCAAAGACUUUGAAUCCAGUCUCUGGACAGUAUAACUAUAGUGGUUCUCAGGGUUCUGGGCAGACUCUUAAUAGACCACCUGUGGCUUCUAAUCCAGUGACACCUUCACUCCAUAGUGGUCCUGUUCCCCGAAUGCCGCCACCUGCUUCUCAGAACCCAGUUGCUACACCAAUGCCUUCUAGUAGCUUUCUUCCUGGAGCCAGCAUACCACCACCCUUGAAUUGGCAAUAUAACUAUCCAUCCACAGGAUCACAGACAAACCAUUGUCCUCCUGUAUCAUCCCAACCAACUCUAUCUGGGAAUACAAAUUUAACAACAAAUCAUCAUUAUGCUUCUGGAGAUCCUUCACUUCAAAACAGCUUCAUAAAAUCAGGUUCUGCACCUCCCUUAGUGAAUCCACCUCUGCCUACCACCUUUCAACCAGGAGUUCCUCAGGGGCCACCUCCAACUGGAGGCCCACCUCCAGGAAGGGCCCUCACACCUCAGAAAUUAUCACAUAGAGCUGUACCACAGACUUCGUUUAAUUCAGCGAUCAACCAAGAAGGUAUUACAUCGAAUACCAAUAACGGAUCUAUGGUGGUCCACAGUAGUUAUGAUGAAAUUGAAGGAGGUGGUUUCUUGGCAACACCACAACUUUCUAAUAAGAAUCCCCAAAUGAGCCGAAGUGUUGGAUAUUCAUAUCCCUCCUUACCACCUGGUUAUCAGAAUACAACAUCACCUACUACAACUGGAAUGCCAUCCUCUUCCUUGAAUUACCCAAGCGGGCCACAGGCCUUUACUCAGACCCCUUUAGGUGCUAAUCAUUUAACUGCAAGCAUGAGUGGAUUAAGUCUACAUCCAGAGGGUCUAAGAGUCAUCAAUCUUCUUCAAGAAAGAAACAUGCUUCCAUCAACACCUUUACAGCCUCCGGUUCCAAAUUUGCAUGAAGACAUCCAGAAACUCAACUGUAACCCAGAGUUAUUUCGAUGCACGCUGACUAGCAUUCCUCAGACUCAGGCCUUACUGAAUAAAGCCAAACUUCCUUUGGGGCUACUGCUUCAUCCUUUCAAAGACCUCGUGCAAUUGCCUGUGGUCACCUCCAGUACUAUUGUGAGAUGCCGUUCAUGCAGGACUUACAUUAAUCCUUUUGUGAGCUUUCUCGAUCAAAGGAGGUGGAAGUGUAACCUAUGUUACCGAGUCAACGACGUUCCUGAAGAAUUCAUGUACAACCCUUUGACCAGAGUUUAUGGAGAACCUCACAGAAGACCUGAAGUUCAAAAUGCUACUAUUGAGUUUAUGGCUCCUUCAGAAUACAUGUUACGACCGCCUCAGCCUCCAGUGUACCUCUUUGUUUUUGAUGUCUCUCACAAUGCAGUUGAAACUGGAUACUUGAAUUCAGUUUGCCAGAGUUUAUUAGACAAUCUGGAUUUACUUCCUGGCAACACAAGAACAAAAAUUGGCUUUAUAACAUUUGACAGUACAAUACAUUUCUACAGUCUUCAGGAAGGUCUCGCUCAACCUCAGAUGCUGAUAGUUUCAGAUAUUGAAGAUGUUUUUAUACCUAUGCCAGAGAACUUAUUAGUAAAUUUAAACGAAAGUAAAGAGCUUAUCCAAGAUUUACUGAAAAGUUUGCCACAAAUGUUUACCAAGACUUUGGAGACCCAGAGUGCCUUGGGUCCUGCACUUCAGGCUGCCUUUAAGCUGAUGUCCCCAACUGGUGGCCGGAUGUCUGUCUUUCAAACACAACUCCCAACUCUUGGAGCAGGAGCCCUGAAGCCACGAGAGGAACCCAACCAAAGGUCAUCUGCUAAGGAUAUACACCUGACGCCAUCCACAGACUUCUAUAAAAAAUUAGCCUUGGACUGUUCUGGUCAGCAGGUAGCUGUUGACUUAUUUCUUCUCAGUGGACAAUACUCCGAUUUGGCUUCUCUGGGUUGUAUAUCUCGGUAUUCAGCAGGCAGUGUCUAUUACUAUCCCUCUUACCAUCAUCAGCACAACCCAGUUCAAGUACAGAAAUUACAGAAAGAGCUACAGAGAUACCUCACUCGAAAGAUUGGCUUUGAGGCAGUCAUGAGGAUUCGAUGCACCAAAGGUCUUUCCAUUCAUACUUUCCAUGGAAACUUCUUUGUUCGGUCAACAGACUUACUGUCUUUGCCCAAUGUCAACCCAGAUGCUGGGUAUGCAGUACAGAUGUCAGUAGAAGAAAGUCUUACUGACACUCAGUUGGUUUCUUUUCAGUCAGCACUCCUGUAUACAUCCAGCAAAGGUGAAAGAAGAAUUCGUGUUCAUACUUUGUGCUUGCCAGUAGUUUCAACUCUGAACGAAGUCUUUCUUGGAGCCGAUGUUCAAGCAAUUUCAGGGUUAUUGGCCAAUAUGGCUGUUGACAGGUCCGUGACUGCCAGUUUGAGCGAUGCUCGGGAUGCUCUAGUGAACGCUGUCAUCGACUCCCUGUCAGCUUACCGUUCUUCAGUCCUGAGUAGUCAGCAGCCUGGACUCAUGGUUCCUUUCUCCUUGCGGCUUUUCCCACUUUUUGUGUUGGCUCUUCUUAAACAGAAAUCAUUCCAGACCGGAACAAAUGCACGUCUAGAUGAACGCAUUUUUGCUAUGUGUCAAGUGAAAAAUCAGCCUUUGGUUUACCUUAUGCUCACAACUCAUCCCAGCUUGUAUAGAGUUGACAAUCUCUCAGAUGAGGGAGCGCUUAACAUCAAUGAUAGAACCAUACCUCAGCCUCCUAUUCUUCAGCUUUCAGUGGAAAAACUGAGCAGAGAUGGAGCGUUCCUCCUGGAUGCAGGCUCUAUACUGAUGCUUUGGGUUGGAAAAAAUUGUACACAGAAUUUUCUCAGCCAGGUUCUAGGAGUCCAAAACUACGCCUCAAUUCCACAGACUAUGACAAACCUUCCAGAACUUGAUACAGCAGAGUCUGCCAGAACAAUAGCUUUUAUCUCCUGGCUUAGAGAGCAGAGACCGUUUUUCCCAAUACUUUAUGUAAUAAGGGAUGAGAGUCCAAUGAAAGCAGUCUUCCUUCAAAGCAUGGUAGAAGACAGAACGGAAUCUGCAUUAUCAUAUUAUGAAUUCCUUUUGCAUAUACAGCAACAAGUGAAUAAAUGAACAAAUUAUACUUGGUUAUUUCUAAAGAAAGUCACAAUAAUACAGAAUACCUAGGAGUGUGUAAUUCCUUCCUUUUCUGUUAAGUUUGUGGACUAAUGUGAUUUAAAAAAAAAAGAUACUCUCACUGUGAUUUCUUUCAACAAACUAUAGCAAAUAAAGGACCACAGCAGAGAAUCAAACAUGCAAUUCUGAAAUACUGUAUUUUUCAAAUUAUAUCUAUGUAUGACUGAAUACCUUUUUUCCUUUGCUGCCAAUUAUGUUAUGGAUUGAAAUAAGACAAUAUUGCAGAGACAAAGUACAUUUUGUAAAAUAAAGAUUUCUGUGUUUCACAUGUAUAUUUCUCAUUUUUUUAUUUUUCUCAAUUUUGGCUGCUACAUUUAAAACCUCUCAAGACUAAGUGUUGCAGGGAAGUUAAAAUCCAUUGAAAAUAAUCUCUUUAAAAUAAAAAAAUUUAGAAGUAAAUAGAAUGUAGGAAAAAAAAAACAGAAUUUCUUCUCCACAUAUUGUUUUAUUUGUUUGUUUUUCAAGGAAGGAAAAGGAUCAUCACGUUGACUAAAACUAGGGUAAACUAACUCUCGUCUAGCUUGAGAAGAAUAUGAAGUAAUGCGUUCAAGCUUUAAAAUCUGUCAGUAUUUUUCAAUACUUGAAGAACAAAGUCACUUUGAUUAGAAGUGACAGCUGUCAUUAAGUCGUUUUCUGCAUAUACUAUUUUAUUCCACAGUGAAAGAAUUUGAGCUGUGUUCAUAAAUAUACUGGGACUGGCAAUGAUAAUAGGGAGAUGAGAAGUUUUAGUCAUUUCCAUCAUUUAGGUGGGUUUUUGUGUGGUACCUCUUUGCUCUGUGAUAUAUAAUAAAUGUUUUUUUGGUGAAAUGAAGAUGAAUGAAAGAAAGGAAAGUUUCUUAAAUGGUAUCUCCAAUGCAACAAUUAUGUUUUUCUAAGAGUUUAAUAAUUAAGUUGGAAUCUACUCUUAAGAAAUAUUUAUUCUUGGAUAUAUUAAAACCUAUUCAAGCAUGAAUGCUACUGUUUAAUUUGGUGGCUAUUAAGAUUAUACUAAUCCUGGGACCAGCAGAUGGCGUAAUGGUUAAGUCACUGUACUCCCACGUAGGCAACUGCGGUUCAAGUCCUGGACCUGGCAGCUUGCUUUCUCACUUUCUCGCUCUUGCUCUGUCCCUCUCUGGUCAAAUUAAAAUAAAUAAAUAAGCUUAAAAAAAAUUACACAAAUCCUAUAUAUUGAAGUUAUGAAAGAAAACUUGAUUUCUGAACAUGUUCGAGACUUUUUUUUUCCAGCUAGAGAAAUAUAGUCAAAACUUUUGAGUAAAUUUUGUUUACAAAUAGGUAAAUUAUACAUCUGUAUAUUUAAAGUGCUGUGAUAAAUAUCUUUAAAAGAAUUUGACUCCGUUUUCACAGAUUCAUCUUGUCUUGAAUGAACUUAACAGAUGUUCAUGUGUAAUAUUCGAUGAACAGAUUUUUGAGUUUUUUUCUGUUUUAAUGGUUAAAAAAUAUGUUUACAAUCUUGGUCUUCUAUGAUCACCAAUGAAAUAGUAACUUUCAGGUUUACAUCAAUAUGAACUGACUUUAACUGAGUUCUUUGAGAUAGGGAAGAAGCCAAGUCCCUUUAGAAUAUACUUUAUAUUUAGAACUACUGCUUGACAUCUGGAUCAAAAAAAUUAUGUUUAAUAAAAAUUCCACCUCCCUUAAGCAGUGUUAAGAUUUGUUUUCAGUGUGCAAGUGGUACAUUGAACUGGAAGUUUUCUUGAAAGCUGCUUCAUUUAUUAGGAAGCAAUUUUCAGAUUAUAGCAAAUUAGAAUAAAUUUAUAUUUAUCCCUUUUUUUUAAAGAAACAGAAUCAGUAUGCCCUGAUGUUUCUUAAAAUAGCUAUCAUGUUCUUCAUGUGAUUUCAAAUGUUGAUAUUUGCAGGUCCUAAUACUGGGUUAUCAGAAAAGUCAUGAUGCACUUUUGCAUAGAAAAACAUGAAAAAAGUACGGCAUGACUUUUCCAGUGACCCAAUAAUAGUGAAGAAUCAUCCAGAAGGAAACAUUUGUGCUUUAGGGAUAAUCUUCCUUGUGCCUCACUACAUCCCUCAAUGGGUAUGACUCAUUAUUUACCACACACUUUAUUAGUAAUUUCACAAAUUCAUUUUUUUCAUUUACUUUAAACAUUAUUUUAGCUAUUAUGUAACAUGUGCAAUCCAGAUUAAUUUUAUAGCAGGUCAUAAAAAACAUAACUAGUUGGGAUUCACAAUAUUUCUUCAUUACUCUAAAUAAUAAGAGAAUGAAUGAAUCUUUUGGGGGGAUAUCAAUAUAAAGUAAUUAUUUUUUGCAAUAUGAAUGUGUUUUUAGUUUAGUUUUUUUGUUUGGUUUUGGGUUUUGUUUUUUUUUUUUUUAACAGUAGGGCACUACCUGCUGUAUCAUCUGGUAUUACUUUUUAAUGUAAAGCAACUAAUAUUUACACUAUGCCAUAUUUUUUUUACCGUAGUUAUAAAUUAUGAAAGAUCCUUGAAUUUUUUACAGCUCUACAACUACUAAAGUAACAGACAAGGGCAAUCUUGGUAUUUAAAUCUGAGCAUGGCAGUUCUAUCAUAAAAAGUACUCUAUUUUUCUAAUUUCUAGGAUUUUUUAAAUAACAUUUCUGUAAGACUGACAUACUAAUAUUCACUCAAGCAGUACCGUUUAUUUUAGUUUGCAUAUAUUUUCAUCAUUUUUAAUUUAAUGUAUUGAGUCUAAUAGACUGUUCUGCAAUAAUUAGAAUAAGAAAUUUAUUUCUUCUAAUCAAAGAUGCAUAACAGCUAUUAUCUAGGGGACCACCAAAUGUGAUUUCAAGAUUUUGUUAACUAUUACAAAUAUAAUCCUUAUAUAGAAAUUUUAAUUUUGUAAAGUAGUGUAUAAUAUUGUAACAUUCAAUUCUUGUUCUCAGAUUCAAAUAUGUAUUGAUCUUCAAUGUGCUGUCUUAAAUCUUGCUUCUCUGAAAGUUUAGAGACAAGAUUUGUCUUCCUUUUUACAGUUUGUAAUUUUCACUGUUUUAUUCCUGUUUAAAAAGAAAAGUCAUUUGUAACCCAUGCAAACAAUUGUUUGAUCUGUGCUAACUUAUCAAUUUGGCUAUUCAAUAAAGUGAAUUGAAAGAGCUUA
Molecule: messenger RNA, 6714 nt
Organism: Tupaia belangeri chinensis (Chinese tree shrew)
Lineage: Eukaryota; Metazoa; Chordata; Mammalia; Scandentia; Tupaiidae
Gene: SEC24A
Product: SEC24 homolog A, COPII component
Exons: 23
Coding region: 315-3590 (1091 amino acids)
Biological process (GO): COPII-coated vesicle cargo loading; endoplasmic reticulum to Golgi vesicle-mediated transport; intracellular protein transport
Cellular component (GO): endoplasmic reticulum exit site; COPII vesicle coat
Molecular function (GO): zinc ion binding; SNARE binding
Source: RefSeq, a predicted model, not a curated record